AUGGCUACCUUUCAUGAUUAUACUGCUAAGGCAGCAUGUUUUGAAGCAUCAUCACUGACUUUUGCUCUACAGGCCUUGCUCCACCGUCAUGAAAGCUAUAUGGCUGAAGCGGAAGAGGACCGUCACAGGUUGGUCGACAGCAUUGACAAUCUAGAGCGCGAAAAGCAAGAAGUGCAAGCAGAAAAUGCGCGCAUCAUCGAAGAGAAUCGGAGUUUAUUAGAGCAACUUGACAGUUUAAAUCAAGCGGUCGCCGAGUCUGACAACCAUGUCAAGUCCCUAACGGUUACUUUGGAGAAGACGGAGUCUGAGUUGCGAAGAUUGACAGCAGCUGCAACGCGUGCCGCAGAGCUCGAGGCGCAACUAGCUCUCAUGGAGGUAGAGCAGUCUAAGCUCCAAGAGAGCCUUGUGUCAGUGCAUGAAGACGAGAAAUCAGCCGUCCAACGGUGGAGACAAGCAGAAACCACAUUGCGAGACCUUCAUGAUCAAGUCGACCGCAUCGAGAAAGAAGCACGCGAGGAGAGAGAUCGGCAUACAGACCUCGUCCAACGCAUGGAGCGCAAGAGAGCUGUGGAACGCGAGCUAGACAAUGCAGCGGGGCGUCUCAAGGGUGCCGCUGCCGCCUCUGAACUCAACCGCAAUGCUGGUGGUACCAACGUGGUCUCUCGCUUCGUCAAGGAUAUAUUGCAAGACAACGCCAAUCUGCAGGUCGGAAUCAUGGAGCUACGCGACAUGCUCCAGAGCUCGAAUGAAGAAGUGCAGAAUCUACGGGAACAGGUUAUCUCUCAUCAGCCGCUGGCCGGCGUCGAUGAGGAGGAUAAUUUCCAACCAAGGCAUUCUACUACGCUGAGCGAGGAGCUACGAGCGAAGGAAGAACGACGGGUGUCUCAGGAGUUACACAUCCAUCAUCAUUUCCACACACCAAGUCCAGCUCUAGCUACAAAGAAGGAGAAAGCCACGCUCAACCGUCGCCUGAAGAAACGCCGCCCUGCUCUUGGAAGCCCGGUAGCAAUGCACUCUGCGAUGCGAUCACAGUCCCCCCGAAGAGCCCUUCAUCGCUCUCAGUCAUCUGGAUCCUCUAUGUCAACCAUUUUGUCGCAAACCUCUGUAUCCAUCCCACCUCAUUCGUCCUCCCGCCGCUGGUCCUCACAAUCACAUGCUCCGGACUCGCUAGCAAGCUCUCCUCGGUCCGCGUUCAGGACAUCAUCAAUAUUUGAUCGUGUUGAACGUGGCGCUGAUUUCUCUCAACCUACCAGCCCGGAAAGCGCCGUGUUCUCUUCGCCUUUGAUGCAGACACGGAACCUGAAGGGUCUCGAUAUACCACACCAGUCAAUGGGUGGAUUUGAUAACCACGAUGCACCUGACUACCUAUCCGCAUAUGAAGAUGAUUGCUACGGCCGCCAAGACUUCUCGAACUUGGGUGAUAAUGCCACACGAGAGCCAGCUAUUCCAGAAGAAUCCGAGCCAUCUCCAUCGGCGCCAUACUUCUCGCCCAUGGGUGAGCCACUGACGACCACCGAUGACCUUUUUACUAUGCAUGUACAGCCUUCAUCUUUACGCAGAUCUUCUUCUCAUGACAGCUUGCUCUCCAUUGCUGGAAUGGAUAUUCACACACCCACCAGUCGCCACAAGCGAAUGGGUGACUGGCAUCCGGGUAUGCGGAUUCCUCGGCGCAUCCUGUCACCGAGUGUCCAACUAUUAUCAACACCCCCUGUAAUAUCAGCCCCAGCCAUCACAGCCGAUCGUGCAAAGAGCUCAGAGCACACAUCCCAGGCAUUACUUGCUUCCAUGGCCGCGGUAAAUCAAACCAAGUCCGACACAGCAUCCAUUAUAUCCACAGACACCGCCAGCACCGGCUCAACCUCAACCCUUGGGCCCCGAAAAGCUACGACGUUGGGUCGCCGUAUGGGAGGCUGGGUCCUAGGCCGCUGGGGCGUAGCACCAGUCUCAGCCGACAGUGAAUCUCAAGAUCCGACAGACUCGCCAACCCCGUCUGUGGCAUCAUCGCCUUCUACAUCGACAUCUACGCCCAAACUCGUUGACCCGCUGGCUCUCCGCUUCAGACACCCAGGCGUAAACCAGAAGGGUCCGAUAAUGGGCCUGCGGCCUCCACCUCCCGCUCCGAUCUCCAUUCAUGCACAAGGCAUAGACGAAGACCUGUUGCGAGAGAGUCUAGCCGAAAAUACUCUCUAG
Molecule: messenger RNA, 2190 nt
Organism: Penicillium expansum
Lineage: Eukaryota; Fungi; Ascomycota; Eurotiomycetes; Eurotiales; Aspergillaceae
Exons: 1
Coding region: 1-2190 (729 amino acids)
Source: RefSeq, a predicted model, not a curated record